UUUUUCCUUUCCUACUAUCAGGAAGUGCUCAUGUUUAGGCAGAUAACAUACUUUUUCUUUGCGUGCAUCUCACUGAACCUCCAGUUCCUCCAGUACAGCCAGUGUGAGUGGAGCUCAGACUUUUAUUCCAACUUCUUUUGGCACAUUUUAUCAUAAAGAUGCAGAGUGACAACGACUCGGACUGGCUCCCCGAACACUGCACCAUCAAGCUGGACUUUGCGUCUCGGCGCAUCGGCCUCUUCCUGCUCCACCUGGUCCUGUUCAUCGUGGGAGUGAUCCUGAACCUGACGGUGGUCUGGGUGAACUGGCAGCGACGCCGCACGCAUAACACUGUGAUAUUCUGCAUCCUCAACAUGGGCGUGGCUGACUCCACGCUGAUGCUCAUCUUACCCAUCUCCAUGCUGGAAGCGGCUUUGGAUCAUGUUUGGAUUUGGGGCGAUUUCUUGUGUCGCUUUUCCAAUCUAAUCAUUGUUUCUAACAUCCACGCUAGCUCGUUUUUCCUAGCGUAUAUAUCCGUCGAGCGCUACCUGUUGCUGACACGAGGAUCGGCACCGAAAAUAACAACCACCUCAGAAAAAACCAAGAGGAACAUUGCUUGUGCGGCACUCUGGAUUUUUGCUUUGUUUCUCGGUGCGUUAGAAACGGUACACGUUCGGGUUUUAGGAACCAGUGAACCGGGAUGUUUCUUGGUGCCUGUACAUGACUAUGAGAAGUGGUUCAGUUCUCUUGUUACUAUCCAGUUUUUGGCGCAAUAUUUAGUUCCUGCUGUGAUUAUGGUGACUUUCAACACGCUAACAGCCCGAGCAGUGAGGUCAUCCACUGAGGUUCAGAUCCGUAACAUUGACGACGUUUGGUUCCUGCAUGUUUAUUCCACAGUCUUUAUCAUUUGCUGGUUACCUUUUCAGAUCACCAUGAUCCUCAUUCUGGUGGAUCUGAGGCAUCCUGAGUUAUUUGAUUGCAACGCACUCGAGCAGCUCUUUUUCUCUUACACCGUUGUGAGUGCAGUCGCCUUACUCCACUGCCUUGCCAAUCCCAUCCUCUACAGUUUUCUGAGUCGGAGCUUCCGCAGCAAGCUCAUUAACCUGAUUUUGAGCCAUUUGCCACAAGACCUUGUUGCUAAUCAAGGAACAGAUCAACAGGCUAAUCGAGUUGAAGGUGUGGGGAAUGGAAGGAAGGCAAACAAUAUGGCUGAAAACAACACCAGCCAAUCAGACGCAGGAGAGUGAAAAAGUUUUUUUUUACCAUACACUGUGUUUAAUUAGAAUAAUGUACAGUUAAAUAUUUCAUUACACCACAUAUAACAAAAAUUAAGCUUAUGUGACCAGAAGAUAAUUAAAGAUGUCUAACGAUGAUCAUUAAAGUGUAUUAUGUACAGAUGAGCUAGCAAAUUUCAUUAGAGAAAAUAGUUUGUAUAUUUUAUACACAUGUCCUCAGUUUAUUUCUCUUCACACACAUAACAACAUCAUGUAGUAAUGAAUGCCUUGGACACUAGGAUGCACUCUUGUCAAAUUCAAAGAUACACUAUAUUGCCAAAGUUUUGGCAAAAAACUUUGAGGCCAUUGCAGUCUCCAAGUCACUGAAAUCAGGUGAUGUUUUUCAGGGGUUGGGCUCCGCCCCUUAGUUCCAGUGAAAGGAACUCUUAAUGCUUCAGCUUCAUACCAAGACAUUUUGGACAAUUUCAUGCUCUUUGUGGGAACAGUUUGGGGAUGACCCCUUCCUGUUCCAACAUGACUGCACACCAGUGACCAAAGCAAGGUCCAUAAAGACAUGGAUGAGUGAGUUUGGUGUGGAGGAACUUGACUGGCCUGCACAGAGUCCUGACCUCAACCCCAUAGAACACCUUUAGGAUGAAUUAGAGCAGAGACUGAGAGACAGACCUUCUCGUCCAACAUCAGUAUCUGACCUCACAAAUGCACUUCUAGAGGAACGGUCAAAAAUUCCCAUAAACACACUCCUAAACCUUGUGGAAAGUCUUCCCAGAAGAGUUGAAGCUGUUAUAGCUGUAAAGGGCGGGACAACUCCAUAUUACAUUCAUGUGCAUGGAAAGGCAAAUGUCCCAAAACUUUUAGCAAUAAAGUGUAUAAAA
Hemibagrus wyckioides is the source of this 2086-nucleotide messenger RNA. Its product is annotated as G-protein coupled receptor 182-like. Gene Ontology annotation, molecular function: G protein-coupled receptor activity. Gene Ontology annotation, biological process: G protein-coupled receptor signaling pathway. The coding region runs from base 159 to 1226 and encodes 355 amino acids. The transcript is spliced from 2 exons. The record is from RefSeq and is a predicted model, not a curated record. NCBI's taxonomy places the organism in Eukaryota, Metazoa, Chordata, Actinopteri, Siluriformes, Bagridae. Gene Ontology annotation, cellular component: membrane.